Asparagus officinalis (garden asparagus) is the source of this 2799-nucleotide messenger RNA. RefSeq names its product probable potassium transporter 11. Lineage: Eukaryota; Viridiplantae; Streptophyta; Magnoliopsida; Asparagales; Asparagaceae. The coding region runs from base 492 to 2747 and encodes 751 amino acids. Gene Ontology annotation, cellular component: membrane. The record is from RefSeq and is a predicted model, not a curated record. Gene Ontology annotation, molecular function: potassium ion transmembrane transporter activity. The transcript is spliced from 10 exons. Gene Ontology annotation, biological process: potassium ion transmembrane transport.
AAAUUAAAUUAAAACGAAAAAAAAAACCCAUUUUCUAAUGUACAAUUGAGCUGAAAUCAACUGACCCAGAUGGCUUUUUUUCAGUUCUUAAUCCUCUGAGUAUUUAUGAUGUGAUAGUUCGAGCUGAAUAUAUAACAGCUGCGGCUUUCUUUUGAUGUUUUUGGUUUGGUUUUAGCUUGAUUUUGGAAAAUUGGCACGUGGGUAUGAAGUAAAUUUGGGUUGAAGCCCCAAAAGUUUCCUCUUCUGGGUGUUGGCUUAUUUUUUUGCAAGCAAUAAAUCGAUUUUGUUGUUGCUUGAGAUUUUUUUGUGAUGCUCAUCUCUUUUGGGUAAUUAGCAGGUGAGGUUAUUAAGUAGCUUCUGUUGGGAGUUUCUCCAUAUUUUGACAGUAGCUUGGAGUUUGAGCUGAGUUCAGAAGAAUCCUCUCUCUAUCUUGAUGAUAAGAGAUAAAAGUAGUGAGAUAUUGGUGGCUUGUGCUAAAUCUUGUUGAAUUAAUGGCGAGGGAAUCUGUAGAUGAGGAGAGCUCCAAAGGAAAUAUGUGGGUAUUGGAUCAGAAGCUUGAUCAGUCAAUGGAUGAAGAGGCUGGUAGGCUGAGGAAUAUGUAUAGAGAAAAGAAAUUCUCUGUGCUGUUAUUAUUAAGGCUAGCUUUCCAGAGCCUAGGAGUGGUAUUUGGAGACUUAGGUACAUCGCCUUUAUAUGUUUUCUACAACACAUUUCCUCAUGGAAUAAAUGAUCCAGAAGAUGUCAUGGGAGCUCUUUCUUUGAUAAUAUACUCUCUUACCCUCAUUCCACUCCUCAAAUAUGUAUUUAUAGUGCUGAGAGCAAAUGAUGCUGGCCAGGGUGGGACUUUUGCUCUCUAUUCACUACUCUGCCGGCAUGCAAAAGUGAACACUAUUCCUAAUCAACAUCGAACAGAUGAAGAAUUAACAACAUAUAGUCGCCAGACAUUUGAUGAAAAGUCACUUGCAGCUAAAGUCAAGCAAUGGCUGGAGACUCAUGCAUAUAAAAAGAAUGCUCUUCUCAUUCUUGUUCUUGUUGGAACUUGCAUGGUUAUUGGAGAUGGGAUACUUACUCCUGCUAUAUCAGUUCUGUCAGCAGCAGGUGGAAUCAAGGUGGACCAUCCCACUCUGAACAAUGAUGUGGUUAUACUUGUUGCUGUGGUCAUAUUGAUUGCUUUUUUUAGUUUGCAACACUAUGGCACAGACAAAGUCAGUUGGCUUUUUGCUCCCAUUGUCCUUAUUUGGUUUUUAUUUAUUGGAUCUAUUGGUGCUCUCAACAUAUGGAAGUAUGAUCAUUCAGUUCUCAAAGCUUUCAACCCAGUUUAUAUUUAUCGGUAUUUCAAAGGAGGGAAGAUUAAUUGGACUUCCCUUGGAGGAAUUAUGCUCAGCAUUACAGGAACUGAAGCAUUAUUUGCUGAUUUGGGUCAUUUUCCUGUCUUGGCUAUCCAGAUUGCAUUUACUUUUGUUGUGUUUCCUUGCCUUCUUUUGGCAUACGCUGGGCAAGCAGCUUAUAUUAUGAAGAAUCAGGGACAUGUUAGUGAUGCUUUUUAUCGAUCUAUUCCAGAUGGUAUAUAUUGGCCAAUGUUCAUCAUUGCAACAGCAGCGGCAAUCGUUGCUAGCCAAGCCACCAUUUCAGCAACAUUUUCCAUAAUCAAACAGGCUCUUGCUCUUGGAUGUUUCCCGAGGGUUAAAGUUGUCCAUACAUCCAAAAAGUUUCGUGGUCAGAUAUAUAUUCCGGAUAUCAAUUGGAUCCUUAUGAUUCUUUGUAUAGCUGUUACUGCUGGAUUCAAGAAUCAAAGUCAGAUUGGAAAUGCAUAUGGAACUGCGGUCGUGAUCGUCAUGCUGGUAACCACGUUCCUCAUGAUCCCUAUCAUGCUCUUGGUCUGGCGAAGCCAUUGGAUCCUCGUCAUCAUCUUCAUUGGCCUCUCCCUCCUUGUCGAGCUCACCUACUUCUCCUCAGUCCUCCUGAAGGUUGACCAGGGUGGGUGGGUCCCUCUUGUCAUUGCUGGCACCUUCCUUGUGAUAAUGUACAUCUGGCACUAUGGGACCGUCAAGCGCUAUGAAUUCGAGCUCCACGGCCGUGUCUCCAUGGCGUGGAUCCUCGGUCUGGGCCCCAGUCUCGGUCUCGUCCGUGUCCCCGGUAUCGGUUUUGUCUACACCGAGCUCGCUAGCGGAGUCCCUCACAUUUUCUCCCACUUCAUCACAAAUCUCCCUGCCAUCCAUUCUGUUGUUGCUUUUGUAUGUGUGAAAUACCUCCCAGUAUACAUAGUUCCUAUGGAAGAGAGGUUCCUAGUCAAAAGAAUCGGGCCCAAGAACUUCCAUAUGUUUCGUUGCGUUGCAAGAUACGGGUACAAGGAUGUCCACAAAAAAGAUGAUGAUUUUGAGAAGAUGUUGUUUGAUUGUAUUCUGGUGUUUGUUCGUCUUGAGAGUAUGAUGGAGGGUUAUUCGGAUUCUGAGGAAUUUACAUAUAAUGCCUCAUCGUCACAGGAUUCGAUCGUGCCUGCAAGAACAUGCAGUAACGGAGGGAUGGAGGGCGAAGAGAUCGAGUUUUUGAACAGGUGUAGAGAUGCCGGAGUUGUGCAUAUUCUUGGUAAUACUAUUGUGAGGGCUAGGAGGGAUUCUGGGCUUAUUAAGAGGAUUGCUAUAGAUUAUGUAUAUGCUUUUCUUAGGAGGAUAUGCAGAGAGAACAGUGUGAUAUUUAAUGUUCCUCAUGAGAGCUUGUUGAAUGUUGGGCAGGUGUUUUUUGUAUAGAACAGUUGCAUUGAUUCAAUUGAAAAAGUUUGCGUCUUGUGCCUUUUAUCUA